Messenger RNA from Punica granatum (pomegranate), 1027 nucleotides. NCBI's taxonomy places the organism in Eukaryota, Viridiplantae, Streptophyta, Magnoliopsida, Myrtales, Lythraceae. The record is from RefSeq and is a predicted model, not a curated record.
GGCCAUUUCCAAUCAUUCCCCUUCACCACCUUUCCAUCUUCGGGCCAUGCCCCCUUCCCAUUUAUGGCAACCCUCCUCACCUUUCACGUUUACUCUUCUUCCCUUCUUCCCCACGUCACACAUAGCAUUGCUACUAGCUAAAACACCUAACCCUAGUCAUAUCUGCCGUAAGGGGAGAGAAGAGAGGAGAUCGAUGGCCAGGGGGAAGACUAAGAUCCAACCGAUCGAGAACAUGACCAACCGGCAGCUCACCUUCGCAAGCAGGCUGUGCGGCCUCCGCGAGAGGGCGGAGGAGCUCUCCGUCGUGUUUGGUGCCAAGGUCUUGAUGCUCAUGAUCUCUAGCACCAACAAGUUCCAUGAGUACAUCAGCCCUGAUACCUCAACAGAGGAAAUGAUCGAUGAGUACCAGAGAAGACGAGGCCUUGAUCUGUGGAGCUCCCACUAUGAGGCUAUGGAAGACAAUUUGAGGAAGGCGAAAGAGGAGAACAGAGAUCUCUAUCUAGAAAUCAGUAAGAGAAGGAUGGGUGAAGGCUUAAACGACAUGAUCGAGAAGGAACUGCGGGAUCUUGAGCAAGAGAUGCAGCUUGCUUUGACUGCUAUUCGUGAACGAAAGAUAGAGGUCAUCUCCAACCAAAUCGAGACAAGCAAGAAGUUGGUAAUGUUUUCCAAACAUACGAGGAAAGCUGAAGAGAUAAGCCGAAGAUUCCUCCAAGAAUAUGAAGCCAGAGAGGACGAUUCGCAUUAUGGCGUAGUCAGUGAUGGAGGCAUUGACCCGAGUUUUUUGAUUGGCUGCACAAGUGGAGGGGGUCAUGUGUCCGACCACGGACCACCGCCUUUUCCUUUUAAUGGAGAUAUGCCGGAGAUGACAACCGAUCUCUUGUUCGAUAUAAAUAAUUUGCUCGAUCUUCUAUCAUCAGUCAAUCAAUCUUUAGUAUUAAAUUGAACAACCAGUUUGAUGUAUAAGAACUGCUUUCAAUUACUAUAUAUGUUUCAAGAGACACAGCCAGGAGUGUGUUUGUACUUUUUA